Molecule: messenger RNA, 989 nt
Organism: Coprinopsis cinerea okayama7#130
Lineage: Eukaryota; Fungi; Basidiomycota; Agaricomycetes; Agaricales; Psathyrellaceae
Exons: 6
Coding region: 237-989 (250 amino acids)
Source: RefSeq, a predicted model, not a curated record
CGCAAAUGCAAGCGCGUCCGCAGGCAGUUCCCCGCAGUCAAGCUCAACUCCCAGGCUCAAGGAACCCAAUACUUGAUAUCAAUUCUUUGAUAACAACUCUUGGCGGGCUAGUACUUGCAGGUGGUCUUGGCGGAUUGUUUCACCCUGCAGCUCCUGACAGGGUCAGACCAGACGACCCUGCAACCCCUCCUCCUGCAGUUAGCCCCAGCCUUCGCCGUCGCGCUACGAUGGCAACGAUGAACGGGGCCGGAAGUCGUUUGAGCGUUGGAUCACCGCAGCCUCGCCUUGGCUCUUUUCCUCGACCGCCACACACAUGGAAAGAUAUGAAGUCCCAGGGGGCAAAGAAUGCGCCUGUUCUCCUUGAAAUUCCCAAAACUGAGGAUGCAUUUGAGAAAGUCUAUGACCUCUUCCGAGGGGACUGGAAAACACCAGGUCGUCCAAAAGUAACCGUCCACCGUAUCUUCAUUGUCUACCAAUCUCAAGACAUCAUCGCUCGCCACGAACAAUUCAAACAGCAGUUAUGCUCAGACUCCGAAGGCCCAGUUCGCGAAUCCCGUCGCUGGAUCGGAGUCGGUCAUACCUGCAUGCUGCUCAAGUCCGGUUUCGUUACCCCUUGCACAAGCCUGAGGUGUACCCUGUGUGAUGUCGUCAGGAGGAACGUGUAUUCUCCUGUCGAUUUCCCCAGGAUGAUCCCCGCCACUGGAACUUCUAACAAAGCAGACAAAUUGGCAUUCCCGGUUGCCUCCACUGAGGUCACCCAUAAGGCCAUGCUUCUUACCAAGGUCGUCUCCUCGGACGAGGAAAAAAUGACUGCCGAUGAAAUGGUGGCCCGCAACAACAGUGCUAGCCUCCGCCGACUGGGAUUCAUCCAAUUGCUCCAGCCAACCGACGAGGGAGACGAGUCGUCCGCUGGUGGAACUGCUUCGGACCAGCUCUUGGUAUUCUCUUCCGAUGCCAUUCUGGCGAGAUAUCUCGUGGUCUAUUCUUAG